Carcharodon carcharias (great white shark) is the source of this 3321-nucleotide messenger RNA. Its product is annotated as protein FAM131A-like. The record is from RefSeq and is a predicted model, not a curated record. The transcript has 6 exons. Bases 81 to 1223 code for a protein of 380 amino acids. Lineage: Eukaryota; Metazoa; Chordata; Chondrichthyes; Lamniformes; Lamnidae.
ACUGCCACUCUUUGAGACACUGACGCUGCACAUUCUUUGCUGGGAAAGCUUUGUGUUCAGAUCCUGCGAGUUCAAUUUCCAUGAGGUACUGUGGAAAUGUUUCCAGUCUGGAACAAGGGUUAAUUUUUCAUCUAAAAACGCCGAUUAUGGGGUGUAUAGGCUCCAAAACAACUAUUGUGGCAGUUGAUACUACCUUACGUGUGGAGUGGAAGGAAGUGAAGUCAGCUGCAGCUCUCUUUCCAUUGGGAAACACUACGACUUCUCUAGUGCGAAGGCUAGCACACCAGACAUCAGUAGACAGCCCGGAAACUGCUGAGGUAAAUGUUGAGGACACUAUUGAAAUGUUACCGAAAUCAAGACGCGCACUUACGAUCCAGGAGAUUGCUGCACUUGCAAGAUCAUCUUUGCAUGGUUUCUCACAGGUUGUAAAAGACCAUGUAACUAAACCCACAGCCAUGGCUCAGGGCCGAGUCGCUCACCUCAUUGAGUGGAAAGGCUGGUGUAAGCCUAUGGAGUCGCCAAUGACUCUUGAGAUUGAUUUCAAUUCCUACUCAGACUUAAGUGAAGGAGAACAGGAAGCAAGAUUUGCAGCAGGUGUGGCAGAACAAUUUGAAAUUGCAGAGGCUAAGCUUAAAGCAUGGUCAUCUGUUGAUGGUGAUGAUUCGAAUGAUGACUCCUAUGAUGAAGAUUUUGUAUCAACUAGUGACAGCACACUGCCAGCUGAUGCAGCAGGACAGUACCCUCAAGUGAAUUAUUCGAGAGACAUGCUGCAUAGCCAUUUGUGCAAACUUACAGUGAGACAGGCAUCAUGUGAGCAGGAAAGUGAUUCCUCCCAAACUGUCUCGCCAGAGACCCUAUGUUCCAGUCUGUGCAGCCUGGAAGACCACCCUUUGCUUAAAAUGGAGUUGGGGUCUCCCACUGAAUUAGCUGCAAAACUCUUUGGUCAGAUCAGGGAAAUGACUGGUCAUCGGGAUGUGAUCUCUCAGCUGCAACCGAAUAGCAACACUGAAUGUGCCUUUAGGAACCUUAUAUGUGAGGACUCCUCUUACUCUGUGUCUUAUGCUGAAUCUUGUUUUACUCCGGAAGAAGAUGACUUGUCAUGUCAAGAUUACAAAACCAUUUCUAAGGAGGAGGAUGGCGAGUAUGACGGACGUAGAAAAGUAUCAGACGUUGCUUCCUCAGGUGUAGUAUCUCUGGAAGAGGAUGAUGCUGAAGAUCAAUGAAUCCUUUGUGACCCUGGCAUGCAUUUCUCCCUUUGAUACUGGUCUUGAGGCGUUCAAACAAUCGGUCUGUAUUUUGUAAAAGACUAUAAAAGUAACCUUUGCACAGAUAAUUGCCUGAGGUUUGAUGCAAAGGUUCAGCACUUCACAGGUUUGCAUGCUACGAAGUGCCGAAAGGAACUGUUUGCUGAAAUGUUCUUAGCACGGUAUGUAGCUCAAGCUUUGAGAAUCUUUCGUACUGAUCUUUAAAUUAUAUGCUACGUUAUUUUUCAUGCUGGAAAGCAUUCUCCAGUCACAAUGGCAUGGCUAUGUCUUGUGCUAAAAUGGCCAAAUUAUAAUCUUCGUACAAGAUAAAGCAGCUGCUGGAAUGUUCUUAAAAACAGACAACUUAUGUCUUUUUAAAAAUAUUUCACAUAAGAGGUAUUUGCUUUUAACCUACUACUUUUAUACCAUUCAACAUAUUAUAGUCUGAUGAAUAAUUAAUUUUCAAUGGUCUGAUGAAAAACAUGCAAGUGUCUAAAUCUUUUAAAUUCCCACAGUUGGAUCCUCUAAUUUUGGAUAAAAUAGUUUCCACUGAUGCAGUAAAGCAAAAGUGCAUUAUGGUUCAAAUUUUAUAUUUUUGUAUUUGUGUCUGCAUCUUGUGAGGUAUUGCUGUAAAUUGGAUUGCACGGGGCUUCAGUGCUGUUGCUAUAGGAUAUUUCUUUGUUAUCACUGUGUGAUAUAGUCUACAAACAAAGAAUACUGUGGUAUUUCUGACUUUCAUUGUCACAUUGUUUAAACUGCAAGUGUUUUAACCAACAUUGAUUUAAAACAACACGGGAAGACUCCCACUCAAAUAAAAAGCACGUGUGAGUACUUGAAAUACAGAUUGAUGAGGCACAUUCAAAAGAGAAAUUUUAAAAACUCAACAAAAUCAAAAAUAAGUUCUGUCUGGUAGCACAUCAAUUUGACAACCUUAAUGGACAAUUUAAUGAUGACAGUAUAAGGUGAAAUCUUUUUCUUUCAAAUUUUAUUCAGAAAGGUACACUCUUAUAGUACGCCGGGCUAUUAUUAUUUUCUAACAUGGUGCUUCAGAUCGUGCACUCACACGAGAGGAAGAUUUUAGUUGAUGACAAUUCUCUGCCUACAGUUUCAUUUUUUGCUGUUUUCUUGACAUGAUAAUGGACUGGCAAUGGAAAGAAAAUUCCCCCAUGCAAUGUUUUUUGGCAGUGGCUGUUUUACUGAAAAAUUAUCAGCAGCUCAUUUGCUUCACAUUGCCCUCAAUCAUGACUUUGCUACACCUCAUAGGCAACAGUCUUGUUUUACUAGGACUGGCUUUUCAUUUGUAGUUAGAUGCUGGAUAUGGUUUGUAAAUGUUCUUAAUUUUCCCAAGAAACACCAUCCACCUUGAAAGCCUACUAAAAUGUUUCAGGGCUUGAUGUGGCCUCCAAUUGUACAGCAUAAAUAUUCAAUGCCCUCACAUCCCCCCACCCAAACACCCCCAGAAUACUGGAGGGACCUGCUUGAACAGCAUUUCAGGAAUGAUACAAUGUGUUUUUCUCCUCGUAAAACAAAUAUACAAACUAAGAAAUGAUUGUUACAGACCAAAAUCAGGAAAUCAAGCCCAAUAAUUGGAAAAGCUGCGAGAUCCAUCACACUUUGGUUGUAGACAUUUGAUCAUAUUGCCUGAUUGUUUUGGAUGUACUUGAGUCUGCAACUAAGUAAUUGCUAGUCUUUGUUAUACUUUUUGCUAACAGAAUUGUAGAGUGGUGAAAGUGGAUCGUCUUUCUUUUUGCUUAAGUGCAGGGCUAUUUUGCUACAACUGUGGUUUUAAGAAGCCUUGCUGAGCAAAGCACUCCAAAUUAUUUUACACAUAGGCAUUAGCAGAGGUUGCAGAUUUCUCGAUUACAAAUUCUGCAAAAGUUUUGUAGCACUGAAGGUUUUAAAAAUUCCCAGUUCAAUGGAAGAUGCCACUGUGAAUGUUCCUACGAAAUCUACUUGCACUCAUCUAUUUUGUAAUAUUGUAAAUGUAGUAUGUGGAUAUAACUUGUGUUUUCUUUUGUCUAUCAUUUUCUUUGUUAUAGCAACAAUCAAGAAUUCCAAAUAAACUAUCAGUAAUGUU